Molecule: messenger RNA, 2452 nt
Organism: Anopheles merus
Lineage: Eukaryota; Metazoa; Arthropoda; Insecta; Diptera; Culicidae
Product: cationic amino acid transporter 2-like
Exons: 4
Coding region: 245-2023 (592 amino acids)
Biological process (GO): transmembrane transport; amino acid transport
Cellular component (GO): plasma membrane
Molecular function (GO): amino acid transmembrane transporter activity
Source: RefSeq, a predicted model, not a curated record
AAUAGUCUCAGUCUCAGUCGUCGAGUGGUAAAUAUCGCGUGCACAUUGUCCACUGCUGCCGUGGUAAAAGAUUGAAUUCGCUAUCCUUCUUUCCCGUUGAGAGUACACGCGUGUCGAUUAAAGGUUUGCAAGCUUACCCGCAGCUCAAAGUGACGUUGGACUACUUUUGAAUUUUUGCGUGCGCGAAGAGUUUACUCUGCUAUCAACAGUGACGGAUAUAGAACGGUGACGUCGAAUAAAACACAUGGAAAACUUCUGGAAAGCUGUCAGUCGCAAAAAACCUAACAACGACGAUGGAAGCCAUUCGAAGCUGGCUCGUGUCCUGACCCUACUCGACCUCACCGGUCUUGGCGUGGGCAGUACGCUCGGACUGGGUGCGUACGUGUUGGCAGGUUCCGUAGCUUAUGAACAGGCUGGACCGGGUGUAGUCAUUUCCUUCGUAAUAGCGGCCCUAGCAGCGGCCAUUGCUGGGCUCUGCUAUGCGGAGUUUGCAUCGCGCGUGCCCAAGGCCGGUUCCGCCUACAUCUACACCUACAUUACGAUAGGCGAGUUUGCUGCCUUUACGAUCGGGUGGAAUCUAAUGCUGGAGUACAUUAUCGGAACGGCAAGUGUCGCGCGAGGCUUAAGUGGAUACAUUGACGCACUGAUCGAUCAUCGUAUGGGAAACGCCAUCAAGGAUGUGGUUCAGAUGCGUGUGAGCUUCUUGGCCGAGUACCCAGACGUAUUUUCCUUCCUGGUCGUGAUAGUGAUAACGGCCCUACUGGCGUACGGUGUGAAAGAAUCAACUGUGCUGAACAAUCUCUUCACCGGUGUGAAUCUGAUCGUCAUAGUGGUCGUUUUGGUGUCCGUGGGCAUUAAGGCCGAUCCGGCUAACUGGGCGAUCAAACCGGACGAUCCAAACGUCCCAGCCGGGCUGGACAUCGGGGCAGGCGGAUUCCUCCCGUAUGGCAUCGCGGGCGUGAUGGCCGGUGCGGCCAAAUGUUUCUACGGCUACGUAGGCUUCGAUUGUAUCGCUACGACUGGCGAGGAGGCACAGAAUCCUUCCCGGAACAUUCCACUAGCCAUCAUCGCUUCGCUGAUCAUCAUCUUUCUGUCGUACUUUGGUGUGGCGACCGUGCUUACGAUGGCGCUGCCGUACUAUCUCCAGGACCCAAUCGCACCCUUUCCGCGGCUCUUCGAUUACCUCGGCUGGCAGGAGAUCAAGUGGAUUGUAUCGAUCGGUGCAAUCUUUUCCCUGUGCACAAACUCACUGGGCGCAAUGUUUCCGCUGCCUCGCGUUCUGUACGCUAUGUCGUCGGAUGGUCUCAUCUUUAAGCAGUUGCGGACUGUCCAUCCAAAGACUAAGACACCACUGUUGGCCACGAUUCUUUCGGGCCUGUUUUCCGGUACGAUGGCGAUGCUGUUCAAUUUGCAUCAGCUGAUCGAUAUGAUGUCGAUCGGAACGUUGCUAGCCUACACGAUCGUAGCGGUGAGUGUGCUGGUACUGCGCUACGAGCAAAAUACCAACUUUAUCGUGAGCAGUCAAACGAAGUCGUCAACAGUGAUGAAACAGCUGUUCAAUCUCACCUGCCUGACGGUACCGAGCAGCUUAUCGUCCGAUAUUGUAAAGGUGUGCGUGCUUAUUUAUGCUAUCGUUAUUAGUGUGAUUAGCUCGAUUCUUGCCCACGCGCAAGAUUAUCUCAACAGCUACAAUCCACUAUUCUGCACGCUUCUAGCGGCCAUGGCCAUUGUAGCGGUGCUGCUAACACUCAUCAUAUCCUGCCAACCGACGGAAGAGCGACAGCUUACCUUCCGUGUACCGUUCGUCCCGUUCGUACCACUGAUCAGCAUCUUCGUGAACGUGUACCUCAUGUUUCAGCUCGAUGCGGCCACCUGGGUACGGUUUCUGGUGUGGCUGGUGGUAGGCUUUAUCAUCUACUUCUCCUACGGUAUCCGUCACUCGGUGCAAGGAUCUGGCAGUCAGACGCUUUCGGAAAGUCAGCUCGACAUCCCAUUCGCUAUGUUUACCACGGUGAAGCAGUAGAGGGGGCCGAUGAUCGCAUUCCGUGGGAAUGGAGCAGCUAGGCAAGCACAUUUUCAUACACUCAAGACAUUAGGCUACGCUGGUAGAAGGCAAGUUGCAUCUAGAUUUAGUUUGGUAGGCUGCAGUAAUCUAGUCAUUCUAUGUUUAACCCAAUGUGCACAUUCGCCCGCUUUUGUGCAAGAGAUUGCUAAAAGACAGAGCAUUAAAAGUGAACCGUUUUAGGUUAAGUAAACUCCAGGUUAGGGAAUAUCGUUCCUGUUCGACUUUUAUGGAUCACUACAUGCUUUUCGGGAAAUGUUUAGUAUGUGGUCAGUAAUCAUUGUUAAUGGUAGAAAUAAUAACUAAUCUAGAAAACAAAGCUAUUUAUUAUUUCAUUGUUUUAGUGUUCUCAUUUACCACCGACAGGCCUCAAUAAACUGUUGAGUUAAG